This is a messenger RNA of Vitis vinifera (wine grape), 3299 nucleotides long. RefSeq names its product probable xyloglucan glycosyltransferase 5-like. Bases 872 to 2956 code for a protein of 694 amino acids. The record is from RefSeq and is a predicted model, not a curated record. Gene Ontology annotation, molecular function: glycosyltransferase activity. Gene Ontology annotation, cellular component: Golgi apparatus. NCBI's taxonomy places the organism in Eukaryota, Viridiplantae, Streptophyta, Magnoliopsida, Vitales, Vitaceae. The transcript is spliced from 7 exons.
AAGUGAUCGAGCUAAUAAAAUUCUUUGAUUUAUUUCUAAACAAAGUUAUGAUUUCAUCUUCCAAAUGUCUUCUUCUUUGGGCCAUUGGCGCCUUUUCAAUUUACUUCAUCUUUGUGAAGGAACCAGAGUUAUAAUAUAAAUAUGUACUUUUGAUUCAUUUUUUAACAAUUUUCCUUCAAUCCCAGUUCUUUCCCUUUGGAUUUGAGGAAGAAAAUAAGAAAAAUUCUUACCCAUCCUGCAUUAUUUUAUGUAUUUGUUUGUGUAAAGUGAAAGUGGAUUGGUUGUCCCUCUCCCUUUGAAGCAAUCCGAGUGUAGAAUCUAUGAAGGUGAUGAUGGGACUUUUCCACCAUUGUAGGGCUCAGUUGGGGAGAUCAAGGACCCCUUGAGCAUUGGGAUCUCCGUUUUUUGUGGCUAUGUGUUCAGCCUCAUUUAGUCAGUUCUUGUUAAUAAAUAUUGUCGCCUGGAUCGUUCGCCACUAAAGAAUGGAGUGUCCAUUUCCAGUCAACAAGCCUGUACUGUGUUUGCUCAGGGUUUUACAGUAGCGGACAGAUACCUUUCCUCAUAAUGGUGCUUUCCCAUGUUGAAUGUCUCGUGGGGAGCCUUUGAGAGAGUGCAAAGAACCUCCCACCCACUCUCCUUUUCCCUGCCUUUUUCCUUGCUGCAUUUGGGGUUCAAUGGAGAGCUGAAACUCUGAUUGUGGUGAUCUAGUUUUUUUGCGGUUGCUUCUCAAAUGGGAGUUCAUUUCUUGAUUUUGUGAUCUGGGUUGUGAAGAUUUGUUGAGAAUAUUCGAGUUUUUGAGGUUUUGCGUGGUGGGUUGGGGAUACUUUUGGUUAGUUCUUGUGCGUUUGAUACUAGUUCACCAUAAGAGGAAAUGGCUCCAAGAUUGGAUUUUUCGGAUUUGUGGGGAAAGGAUACAAGGAAGGGCACGCCGGUGGUAGUGACAAUGGAGAACCCCAACUACUCAGUUGUAGAAAUCGAUGGCCCAGACUCUGCAUUCCGGCCGGUCGAAAAGAGCAGGGGCAAGAAUGCCAAGCAGGUUACAUGGGUCUUGCUUCUAAAGGCUCAUCGUGCCGUGGGUUGUGUUGCUUGGCUUGCUACAGUUCUCUGGGCAUUGCUGGGAACCAUUAAGAAGAGGUUGAUUUUUAGGCAAGGAGUAGCUAUGGAGAGUGAGAAGACGGGGAAGGGAAAACUGCUGUUUAGAAUCAUCAAAGUCUUCUUAGUCACUUCCUUGGCAAUUCUUUCUUUUGAGGUGGUUGCUUAUUUGAAGGGGUGGCAUUAUUUCCGGAAUCCUAAUUUACACAUUCCUCGGACCUCAGAUUUCCAGGGCUUGCUCCACAUGGUUUAUGUUGCUUGGUUGACUCUUCGGGCUGAUUACAUUGCCCCCCUAAUUCAAGCUCUCUCUAAAUUCUGUGUUGCUCUCUUCCUAAUCCAGUCUGCGGAUCGAAUGGUGCUCUGCUUAGGUUGUUUAUGGAUCAAAUACAAGAAGAUUAAACCAAGGAUUGAUGGGGAUCCAUUCAAAUUGGAAGAUGUUGAGGGAUCUGGCUAUGAGUACCCCAUGGUUCUUGUUCAAAUCCCAAUGUGUAAUGAGAGGGAGGUGUAUGAGCAGUCCAUCUCUGCUGUCUGCCAAAUUGAUUGGCCAAAAGAUCGCUUGCUGAUCCAAGUUCUUGAUGACUCUGAUGAUGAGAGCAUUCAGUGUCUAAUUAAAGCAGAAGUCUAUAACUGGAGUCAGCAGGGUAUCAACAUAGUCUAUCGGCAUCGUUUGGUUAGAACCGGUUACAAAGCCGGGAAUCUGAAGUCUGCCAUGAGCUGUGACUAUGUGAAGAAUUAUGAGUUUGUUGCGAUUUUUGAUGCAGAUUUCCAGCCAAACCCAGAUUUCCUUAAGCAGACGGUUCCACACUUUCAGGGCAAUCCAGACUUGGGGUUGGUUCAAGCUAGAUGGGCUUUUGUUAACAAGGAUGAGAACUUGUUGACUCGGCUUCAAAACAUUAAUUUGUGUUUCCAUUUUGAAGUGGAACAGCAGGUUAAUGGGGUAUUCCUAAAUUUUUUUGGCUUUAAUGGAACUGCUGGUGUUUGGAGAAUCAAGGCUUUGGAGGAUUCUGGAGGUUGGCUUGAAAGGACUACUGUAGAGGAUAUGGACAUCGCUGUUCGAGCCCAUCUGAAUGGUUGGAAAUUCAUAUUCCUCAAUGAUGUUAAGGUCCUCUGUGAAGUUCCUGAAUCUUAUGAAGCUUACAGGAAGCAGCAACAUCGAUGGCAUUCUGGGCCUAUGCAACUUUUCCGAUUGUGUCUCCCAGCUGUCAUAACUUCUAAGAUAUCAAUAUGGAAGAAAGCCAACAUGCUACUACUGUUCUUCCUAUUGAGAAAACUUAUCCUUCCCUUCUAUUCUUUUACAUUGUUUUGCAUAAUUCUCCCUUUAACCAUGUUUGUUCCUGAAGCAGAACUUCCUGUGUGGGUCAUCUGUUAUGUGCCUGUUUUUAUGUCAUUCCUCAACAUUCUCCCUGCCCCAAAAUCCUUCCCUUUCAUUGUUCCCUACCUCCUCUUUGAAAACACCAUGUCAGUGACCAAAUUCAAUGCGAUGGUCUCUGGACUGUUCCAGUUGGGUAGCUCAUAUGAGUGGAUUGUCACUAAGAAGGCCGGCCGAGCAUCAGAAUCUGACUUAUUAGCUGCUGCAGAGAGGGACUCAAAGACAGUGAACCAACCCCUGAUUCACAGAGGAGCUUCUGAGAGUGAACUCUCUGAGCUGAACCGUUUGAAGGAGCAGAAAGAAUCAACUCCUCCAGCCGUUAAAAAAAUCAACAAGAUAUAUAGGAAAGAGCUCACACUGGCCUUCCUCCUACUCACUGCCUCUGUGAGGAGCCUAUUAGCAUCCCAGGGAGUCCAUUUCUACUUCCUGCUCUUUCAAGGGGUGACCUUUCUUCUUGUGGGUCUUGACUUAAUUGGAGAGCAGAUGAGUCAGUGAUGCAUUGAAUUGGAAGCAAAGGAAGAGGACACCAGACAUACCCACCUGUUUAAACUCUGCUGAAGUGAAUGAUUGCAGCAAAAGAUUGUGGUGGUGGUGCAGUUGAGGAAGUCACAAUCCUUUUAUCCUUGGCCAAUGGCAGCAAAGGGGUGCCUGAGUUUAGUUCAAUAAAUUUACAUUUUUUUUUCCCUUUAAAUAUCUUAUUUGAAGUGUCCAAUAGGAUUUUCUCUAUUUAUUGAUCAUUCUCCAUACCAGAUAGCAUUUUUUUUUUAAGCACAUAGGAUUUCUCAUUGUAAUCUACCUCAGGUCUUGAAUGCAGUUGGUUGUUAUAUAGUUAGAAUCA